Leucoraja erinaceus (little skate) is the source of this 7017-nucleotide messenger RNA. RefSeq names its product cilia- and flagella-associated protein 54-like. Bases 133 to 6981 code for a protein of 2282 amino acids. The transcript has 49 exons. Gene Ontology annotation, biological process: cilium assembly. Lineage: Eukaryota; Metazoa; Chordata; Chondrichthyes; Rajiformes; Rajidae. The record is from RefSeq and is a predicted model, not a curated record.
AGGGUGAGGCUACGAGCCGUCCGUCACGCAGCUUGUCCCCGGGCAGAUGGGCUGUGACUGGUUUCCUAGCGACGGCUUGUUUAACAGCGGGGCCCGAGGCCUACCCGGUCUCCCGUCUCGACCCCGGCCGCAAUGGAGCCCCUGCCCGCCACCUUUUAUGGAAAGCUGGACCAGAAAAACCCAGUUGUGUCCGCGCUGGACCUUGAGCUGAACGACUUCAAGAAAUACAUGGAGAAAACGUCGUCCGACGACUCGUACACCAGAGGAGCCAACAAUUUAUUUUACAUCUGGAACACGUAUGAAAAAUUGUUUCCAGUUAACUAUUUUGAAGAAAAAUUGCUGAUGAUUGGAGAUUUUCUAGUACGGAUGAAGCUAUAUAAAUUGGCCGUGUGGCAGUGUUAUGGACGAUACCUGCAGCAAUUCGGUUCCUUCAGAAUUGAAGACAUCACAGACAUAAAUGAGUUUAAAACCGUAUUCUUUGGAAAUGGAAUUGAUGUGAAAAAUUCUAGUUUUACGCUUCAUGCGUUGCAAAUGAACUGCGUUUGCCGUUACCAAAUGGUGAAGAAAGUUGACCCAAAACUGCUGAAUCUGGAGUCAAAGAGGAAGUGCAUGAGUAUUCUUAAAUUUCUUCGAUUCAUUAUGCAAGUUGCCUUGCCCAAAGAACACCUUUUCUGGCUCAUUUUCAACGGUACAACUUAUAUUUACACCAUCUGCAGACAUUUUAUGGUUUUAGCACUCUAUGCUCAGACAUUUGCACGCCGUGCUUUAGGGAAGAUCAGUGAAUUAAGCCAUCUGGAAAUUAUUAACUCAUCUCCUCAAACUCCUGAGACAAGACAAGCCUUUAGGGAGGCAACUGUCAAGGUAUCUUUAAUGAUCUUUAAAAGAGCAGUUUUUGAAAGCAGAAGAAAACCAAAAGGAUAUUUCCGGCCUAAAACAAAAACUAACUACAAAGAAAACCAAAAUCAACCCUGGCCCCACAAUGCCACUGAAUGUCUGUUGGCAGAAAUGUUUAAUGGCAGUGCAGCCCAAUUCCUUGCUAUUUCAGAGACUUUAUCCGGUGGUAAUCAACGUAUUCUGCAGACCAAGCCCCCUGUUCCAGCUGAGCAGGAAGUAUUUGAUGUGACAAUGGAACUUUUCCUGGCAGGCUUGCUACUCCUUUCAGGUGGUGGUGGAAAUACCCAACUUAAUUCCGCUGCAUGCACUGAUCCAGUUGGUGGAAUAAAGCUAUCAAGUUCCCUCAUAGAGCUUGCUGCUGCUGGUGAAGAUGGUGUGACUGUGGAGGCUGCUGUGAGAUUUGCCAAGUCUGCAUUCUGCUUUGAGUACUUUGAUAUAUUUGAUACUAUCAUUACGCCGCUUCGCUCUUUUUUAAAGAAACAGGAUUACAUUGCUUGGAAGAGUUUUGAAUUGGAUUUGGAUGUACUGAUCGCAAUGGAAACAUUUGUUUCAUCUCGCAAGCCCAAGCAUGGUCUUCCUUUGGGAGAAAACUGUGCAAUAGGAUCACCUGGUGGGGCUACAAAUUUGUGUGAUGACCUUGUGAUGCUAGCAGAAACAAUGUUUGCAUACACCUGCACUCUGUUUCAGGUUAAUUUUCCAGAUAUGGACAUUGUUGUGGAUGCAGUUCUUUUCCUGUGGCAGAAAUGCAAGGCUGUUCUGCAUAGAGACAUCAUUAGGUCAAGUGGUUUAAUUAAAUAUCUGAAAAAGGUGGAUGGCUUUGAGAAGUGGAUUCAUAUCAUGUCCAUUCUUCAGGAAGUGGCUCACUGGUGCAACAUAGGGAACGUUGACCCAAUUUUGAUGAUAGAUAUUGCACUGUACACUGCAGGGGUGCUGGAAAAUCUGGCAGAUUCAAGUAUGAAAUCCACAACAAAGUCAGGUAUGCGUGGAAGCAGAAGUGAAACAGCAACAUCUACACAAACUCCAACAUCAAUCCAAACCGAAUAUUGUAGUCCAACUAAUUUACUAGUGAAACAUCCAUCUGAACAACUUGCCAUUACAUGCAAAAUACUCAAGAAGGCAAUAGAUAGCAUAGCUACAGCUCGCUCGCUCGCUGCUUUACCAGAUGGACAUUUGUUGAUUGACAAUAAUCUUUUAAAGGAACUUAUUCAGCAACCAACUGGUGAAUUAGAUACAGAUAAAUAUGAUGAAUUACAAAGAGAAGAUCCUUACAAAAAAGGAGCUAUCCAAACUCUUAUCAUGGAUUUACAUCUGGAAAUUUUUCAGGUUUAUUACAGAGUGGCAUUUAAACUUUUGAGAAUCAAUUUUGAUUUACUGGAUUCCAGAAGCAGCUGUCUAGGAAGCAGCAGCCUUGGUUCACAAUGCGGCUAUGCCAUUAUAACAGAAGCAGACAUCUUGAAGAAAGUGAAGAAGAACAAAGUGCUGAAGGCACUAUUUCUAAUUCAAAAAGUGAAUUAUUUGCAUAGUAAACAAGAGGAUACUGCUUUACAAAAAACCCUCCUCGAGGAAAUUGUGACUCUGCUAAAGAAAACAGAAGCUGAAGAGAGGAAGCUAUAUUUGUUAAACACACAACCGGAUUCUUCAGAUAACGAGAAGCUUGAUGUUGUACCACCUCCCAUGCUGGUCUCCAGAACACAUAAUUCACUGACAUUCAAGCCAGCUCCUUUUGUUUCAUCUAAACAGGUUUGCUGGUAUCAGAUAUUUGGUCGAAGUGCAACAGGAUCCAUUUUUAAAGUCAGGGUGAUGGAUUUACACCUUCACGGUACAGGACGAGAGGUGCCAGCCUCUCAAGAGUGUUUACUGGAGGUUAAAGGCCUCAAAACUAAUGAACACUACAUUUUUGCUGUCGCUGCUUACUCAAAAGAUGGAAAAAUCAUUGGGAAAGAAAUCGGAGAGACCACAAAGCCAAUUCUAGUAUUUCAUGCACUUCCCCUUUUUACCACAUGGUCCUACCUUUGUCAGGCUGCAUAUCAAUUGGGACAUUAUCCAGUGGCGAAGAUUGCUUUCUCAGUGCUGUGGGAUCACUUUGUCUCAGACGUAUCUUCACCUAGACCAGAUCCAUGGUAUACAUCUAAUAAAACUGAAUGGUAUAUCAUUCAGAAAAGAUUAGACAAUGUUGCUGUAUCUCUGGCAUCCCCCAUUCUUCUCCGAGGCUUUCUGUGCAAUAUCUUCAUUGAUUCUGAUAUUAAUUGCAAGGAAGAUGCAGCUUUCUGUGACUCAGUCUGCGAUAAUGGACCACUCUACAAAGGACAACUCAGUAGACUGGCUAAGUGUGCAAAGGUGAUGGUGGCUAUUGAUCUUGCUAGCUGGCUCAAUGACAGCAAUCAAGCACUGCAAGCAGUUGCCCAGUGCUAUGGACUUCUGGCACCCAUGAUCUUUCACAGGAUUCCUUCAGCUCCAGUUGUGCAGAUUCUCAUCAAAUGCCUCUGUGUCCUGCAAGAGGUUGCUGUUCUCAAGCAGAAAAAAACAUCUGCAGUCACUGAAAGUGUGCAACAUAUGAUUGGUUGCAUCACGUAUUACUUGGCAAAGGUAUUACGAUCUUGGAAAGAAUACGAUCUUGCAUUAGAAGUCGCGGCAAUUGGAAAGGAGACUCUGCUCUCAACACUCCGUUUGCCCAAUGUGGAUCCAAAGACUUUGGGAAGUGGAGAAACUACGCAAGUGGUUGAACCAACGCAAGGACAAGAGAGCAAAUUGGAAAAACCUACUGUUGAGGACAAAUUAACAGUUCAGAACACUUCAGAACAGUUGAAGGCAAUGGAUGAAGUUUUGGUUGAUCUGACAAAAGAUGUUACCUUUCCAGUGAAAACAGAAGAAUUGACACAAAGUGAACGCUCCACUGCACUUUAUAUGACCAUUUUAUUUGGGCCAAUAAAUACCGCUCAUCACAAAGUAAUGAGUAUGAAAGGUCAAAAUCGAUUCCUGGAGUUCUUUGUUCUUCUAAUGCAAAGAUUGGUACGAGAAGAGAAUUUUAAACCAGUUUCCAGAUGGGCAAGUGAAGUUGUAGCGUUUUUAAAAAGGCGUAACAGAUCUCUUCUUGGCCUCAAAGGAACAGAGAGCAAAUCAAAGAAAUCCAUGAGGAACACAGCAGUUGUGGUGGAGUAUCACAAUACACCUAUGACCAAAAAACCAAAAGACAAAGUAAAAUUGAAAGAUCUUCUGGAUGAAUUUCUCAACAAUCCAAUGCUUAAGAUGGAUCCAACUGCACAAAGGAAACAGAAGGAAAAAUUGGAAAAGAAGGCCAGAGAAAUUUUCCGAACACAGCUCAGACCACAUGUGCACAGUUACUUUCAACGUAAAAGAUUCCAUCAGUAUUGUAUUAAUGAAAUGCCAUGGCAUAGUCAGCUGCACAAGCUAGUGGGAAUUAGGCACUUUACUGCAUUCAUGAAGUGCUACGAAGAAGAAGGCUGGACUUCAAAGACCAUUAGCAGAUACUCCUUUCUGGACCCAGAUAUCUUUAUUCUCCAUAAUUCUGGGGCUCUAAUUGUUGACACAGAGCGUGGUGAUUCAGAAACUAUGUUCGAAUUUAAUCUGUUUACAGACAAAGCCAAAGAAGAUUCAUCAGAAACAUCAUCAGUGGAUACUUCUGAAAACUCUGAAAGUGAUCAGUCACCAUCACCAACUCAUGACCAGGAAUAUCACACCUCUCCAGAUGAACCAGGCAUGCCAAGCAGUUCUACCAGCUUUAUUAUAAGCCAACUGAGCAAGGCGUUCUUGCACUUCAGAAAAGCAGUGGUGCUCGCACACCGUGGAGGCCAUUGGACAAUUCUGCAGAAUACUUGUCAACUUCUAUGGAAUUGUGCACACAUUGCAAUGAUGUACAUCACCGGCAUGGACACGGCAAUAGAAGGUGUUUUAAGCUCAGACAAUGUCAAGCUGAUCCUCUGUACACCAUUUAACUUAGCUGCACUGGAUCUCCUUGAUAUGAUACUGCAUCUACAGAACUCCAAUAAUUAUGUAAAGUUUAUUGAUCCAGAUGGCAUAUUUCACGUCCCAAGCUGUGUGGGGCCCAUAGCAGAUGAUGAAGGUGGAUUUAAUCUGAAAUUUGAACACCCGUUUGAUGAUGUGAAUGUAGUUGACUUACACUGGGUGUGUGCCAUGGUGUUAUAUGCUUUAGAGUUGCUGUGCAAUCAAAAGAAGUGGGAAUCCUUAGUCCAUUUGGCCAUCUACUUCAACAUUGUUACACAUGAACGGUACUCUAUGCAAGUCACUCCCCUCUUGGUUCACGCCCAGGGCCAGCUUCAGGCAAGGAUCAGUGAGUGCCAGGGUCCUGCUCCUCCACAGCCUCAUUUUGUGAAGGCCUCACUUGACUCAGGAACUGUUAUAAAUUGCAGGAACUUUAUAGAACAUCAGUUGACAGUUGCAACAUCUACAUAUGGCGAAGGCCCUGUUGACCCUGAGCAGCAGGAUGAUGAAGUCACUAAUUUAGAAGUGAAGAGAGCAAAUGCCUUGAUCUCGGUACCAGUGGAUAUGAAGGAUACACUCAACUGCUUCAGGGAGACAUUGGUCAUCACAAACUAUAUCAGUUGUGCCUUCCGGCACAGCAGAAAGCUGCAUGCAUUAUUCCUGGCUUACACACAACAAAGACGGAAGGAAAUAAUGAGAGCCACACCUGGAAGAGUUGGCUUCACUACAACACCAACACUUAUUGAAAAUUCCAAACCAGCGGACCUGUCGAACGAAGAUUUUCUUUUUUUUAGUAGCGUUUUGAGUAAGCCACUGUCGUGGUCACAAGUUUUGCUUGUCAUCAUAUCAUAUGACAAUACCAUUGACGUACUUCGAUCAAAUGGCCUGAACAGUUUGUGUGCACAGGCCCUCCAUGAACAAGGAAAUCUUCACUUCUAUAGAGGAAAGAGGAGGAACGCUUUUAAAUGCUGGUCGCAAGCAAUUGAUGCAAUUGUAAAUGUGACCGACUUUAUCAAUAACUGGCAAGACAUGGAAAGUAGCGGCAUUUCAUUUAAACAUUCAAAAGAUUUCAGUGAAACUCUGCUACAGCGAGCUGGUAUCUGGGGCUGUGUGCUGGCUGGAAUCUUAUCUGCAAAAAUAGCUCAAUUUAUUACAUUCUCGGACUUCAAAUUCAGAACUGAUUGCUGCAUCUUAUCAAGCUUUUUCUUUAAGGGCCUGCUCAGAACUACUCUUCCACACCCACGAAGUGACUGUGAAUAUGCGUCAUAUGAAAUUGGGCUUGAUUGUGACGUUGUUGAGCUCAUUCCUGGGAUCGACCUUUUCUCAAACCGUUUCAGAGCUGAUAUACGGACAAUGGUGGGAAGUAUGAACUUCCUGCUCCACGAACUACAUGCUGCAAAGCAAAACCUAUUGGCUUUACCACUGUUCACACUCUACCAAUAUGUUGUCACUUCAAUCUGCCGUGAUGUACAGAAGAGUGUUGAAGCAAGAAUAUUGAAGAUGAGAGCUUUGACGGAGUUGGGACUCUUCGCAGAAGCUUUUGCUGAACACCAUAUCAUGAUUAAUGGUGAAAAGAUUCCAUGUUUACUGUUGGGAGGUUUCAGACCUUCAGAGCCCAUGGUUCAAAUGAAGUUUAAUCAAUCAAUACCACUUCUCAGCGAUAAUUUACAGGUGCUUGAUGAGGUAUUGAAGACAGAACUACCUUCGGCAUUACACACACUUUAUGGCUCUCGCCUUGCAAAAAAAUUUGAACUUGGACGAACGUAUCUUAUCAUCAAACUUGCUGAAACUAUAAAGCACAUCCCACAGUUGGCUGGCGGUGUCUGUUUAAACGCAGUGGGACAAGGGAAUGCUCCAGGGAAUGCUCCAGGCAAGUUUACGAUAGCGGUUACGGACAUGAUUCAGCGCGAUGAUUGGAGGAGGGAGGUGUCGGUCAGAGGCGGAAGUAGGGGGGUGGGACUGCGGAUAGACCGCAUUGAUUGGAGGAGGGAGGCAUCCUGGUGGAGCAAAGAUCAUAGAGCGGAGCUUGAAUUGGCCCGUUCAUGGGGCCUUUCAUCGCUCGGCGCGGCUCAAAAUCGGCCGCGGGAUCUUCCACCGCCCCACAGUCAAAUUGCUGUGUCGAGGUGAUCAAGGCUCCGGUUAUUGAAGCCUCUGUUGGGCGAU